AUGGAGGGGCCUGUCCGGCGCCAACUUCACAGCUGUGAUCCAUGCCGCAAAGGCAAAAGGCGCUGUAAUGCACCGAAAACCAGGAAGGAAACUGACUUCGUUGCGUGCUACAACUGCAAGAGAUGGAAAAAGGAGUGUACGUUCAAUUGGCUCUCUUCGAAGGAAGAGAGACAGACGAAACCCAAGGCUUACGCUUCAGAAACCCCGACAAGCAACCAUCUCUCAUCUACUGCAAGCUCAUAUGGCGUUAUUCUGGAUGAACUGCCUCGCCCAUCUUCGGACUGGUAUUCCGUUCCUUCCAACCACGUGAACAUACCUGCUUCGACAAAUCCUGCGAAUUUCACUUACGAGUUCUCUUCACACUCACAAGGAGCAUCCUUUGACAGGUCAGAAGAAAUAGGGUUGAGUGCGGAUCAAUCGGGAAUUUCUGCUCGGGGCAGAGAUAUUCUAUCCGACUGGCAGAUUGGCACUACAACCGACCAAUCCGAAGAUGCUUUCAGGGAACUUGAAUGCCUUUUCAGCUCUUCUGAGAAUUUCUUCGAUACCAGUGAGCAGCCUCAAGGAGAUAACCAUAUUGAUCUUAAAUCUUCCUCAACGCCUCGCCUUAAUACCCGAGCAAUUCCAUCAAGUUUCUGUUUUGCUUCUGAGAAUGCAGCAAGUCGAUACGCUUAUUCCACCAUGAGACGUAACUUGAUCCGCAUAUACCAUGACAGCAUGGAAAACGCAUUGUCGUGUUGGCUGACUGAGCACAACUGUCCUUACAGCGACUUUUUCAGCAGCGUCCUGCCAGAUGACGAGACAGAAGAGUGGGGUCCUAACUGGUCCAACAGAAUGUGUAUCCGGGUUUGUCGGCUGGAUCGUGCCUCGUCCUCAAUACGUGGCAGGGCCUUGAGUGUGGAAGAAAAUAAAACCGCCGACCGAGUACUUCAUCUAGCCAUCAUGGCGUUCGCCUCGCAAUGGACUCAAAACGCCCAGAAGGGUACAGGUUUAUCCGUUCCAACGACAAUCUCCCGUGAUGAGAGGGCAAUCCGAGAGUACGUCUGGAAUGAAGCUCGCCACGGCUUGGAGCACUCGGCCAGUAUCCCUUCUUUCCGGAUUAUCUUUGCAAACAUUAUCUUCUCUCUCACCCAAAGCCCCCUGGACAUUAGGCAAGAUAAAGGGCUAGACCAACUUUUGGAAAAUGACUGUGCUCCAACAUUUAUGGAGACCGCUAACCGCCAAUUAUUCACUUUUCGCUGUAAAUUUGUUAGAUUGGCACGGGAAGCCCAUCCAAAGGUGAAUAAGUCUCAAGCGACAUCAAUCGGAUCCACAUUUAUCGAUGAAUCGGAAAGGCUAAAGCGUCUACAAGUCGAUCCGAUUCUCAACAGCUACGAGAAUCGCAGUACGCUAUGUCUUUUAUUCUGGCUGGGCGUCAUGUUUGACACGUUGAGUGCAGCCAUGUAUCAGCGGCCAGUGGUGGUAUCAGAUGAGGAUAGUCAAAUUGCAUCGGCAUCGCCGGCAAUGCUUGAUUCUGAACAGCUUAGCUUGACAAGGAUUCCGCAAAGCGAUAUCCACAAGAAGCAACAGGACGUGUGGGGAGAAUUUUUCCUUUAUCCCGGCAAACUCAGCGGCGCUCAGCCAAGAUGGCCAUGCUCCUACAAAGAGGCUGCAGCCGUGCUUUCCGAGGCAACCCCCGUGAAAGUCUUACUCUACCGUCGCGUUACUCAGCUGCAAACCCUCAUAUAUAGAGGGGCCAGUUCUGAUGUCAUUGAAGAGGUCAUCAAGAAGACCCUCCUGGUAUAUCAACAUUGGAACCGUACCUAUCUAAGAUUUAUGCUCGACUGCAGUGAAAACCACGAUUUUCUACCUUCUCGCAUUCAGUCAUGGUAUGUUAUUCUCGACGGCCAUUGGCAUCUAGCUGCCAUGCUUCUGGCAGACACGAUAGAGAGCAUUGACAACGGAGGACUUGGCUCCGAAAGUGAGGGCAAGGCUCGAAUGGCUGUUGGAUUCGUCUCGAAGCUAAGGACAGAGCAUGCGCUUAUGGUUAGCAAACUUGUUCACGCGUCACUCUAUAGGCAGAACCCAUCCAUGCAUCUCCAAUUCCACGAUUCGCUCAAUGAAGUCGCAUUCCUGGUGGAGCCCUGGACUAUUGUUUUGAUUCAUUCAUUUGCAAAAGCGGCAUAUAUCCUUCUAGAAAGCUUGGAUAUUGCUGACAAAAACAGUGUGCAAGCCGAUCCCUUCCUGAGAGGAUGUGAAGAUUGUAUCCGCGCGCUUGAAUAUCUUGGGAGAAAGUCAGACAUGGCGUUCAUGGUGGCUCGAAAUAUAUCGAUAUCACUAGACUUGAAGCUUGCUCAGAUGUCAUGA
Molecule: messenger RNA, 2343 nt
Organism: Talaromyces marneffei
Lineage: Eukaryota; Fungi; Ascomycota; Eurotiomycetes; Eurotiales; Trichocomaceae
Exons: 2
Coding region: 1-2343 (780 amino acids)
Biological process (GO): regulation of DNA-templated transcription
Molecular function (GO): DNA-binding transcription factor activity, RNA polymerase II-specific; zinc ion binding
Source: RefSeq, a predicted model, not a curated record